Molecule: messenger RNA, 2313 nt
Organism: Rubroshorea leprosula
Lineage: Eukaryota; Viridiplantae; Streptophyta; Magnoliopsida; Malvales; Dipterocarpaceae
Source: the annotation of a GenBank genome assembly
CCCACCACGAGAGAGAAACCCAAACACACCAAUUUAAGUAGCUUCUUUCUUUCUCAACAUUUUUCCUUUUUUCAGCCUCUCUUCUUUCUCUCAUGUCUCCUAAAACACAUUCUCCUGCUACCAUAAAACCUUAGAGAGAAGUAGUUCAGAGUUGCAUAACCCUAGAUAACUACUACUCUUCCUUUCGUAGCUUCUUUAUAUCCAGUAAUUGCUUCUUCCUGUGUUCUUGUUAUCUUUAAUCUCUUAUAAUAUGUUUUGCUUUCUUCUUUUUCAGUCCCAAAAGUUUUCUUUUAUCAUUUUUAUUGUCUCUCAUCACAUAUCUCUUUUGGAUUACUUGCAGAAGUGAAGAUUUGUGAUUGACUUGUUGGAGGGUUAUAAAGUACUGUCUUUUGAUUUAUUUAAUUUUCAAAGGGAGAAGAGAUAUGGGUUCCAUGAAUUCAAACAACUGGCUUUCCUUCCCACUUUCUCCCACCCAUCCUUCUUUGCCAACACAUAUGCACAGUUCUCAGUCUCACCAGUUCAAUCUAGGGUUAGUCAAUGAUAGCAUGGAGCACCCCUUCCAAACUCAAGAAUGGAAUCUGAUUAAUACCCAUGAAAGUGGAGAAGUACCAAAGGUUGCAGACUUCCUUGGGGUUUCCAAAUCUGAAAAUCAGCAGUCUUUGGAUCUUGUGGCUUUCAAUGAAAUUCAUCAGGGAAAUGAUUCUGACUACUCAUUUCAGAACAAUAGUGUAGUGCCAAUGCCAACUGCUGCUGUAGCAGCGAAUCACAACUAUGAGUUCCAAGAAAACGCCAGCAAUUUGCAAUCUCUGACAUUAUCCAUGGGAAGUGGUAAGGGCUCUACUUGUGAAGCCAGUGCCGACAACAGUACCAAUAGCACCGUUGAGGCUACCCCUAGAAGGACCUUGGAUACCUUUGGUCAAAGAACUUCUAUAUACCGUGGUGUAACAAGGCAUCGAUGGACUGGAAGAUAUGAGGCUCAUCUUUGGGAUAAUAGCUGCAGAAGGGAAGGUCAAUCAAGGAAAGGAAGACAAGGUGGGUAUGACAAAGAAGAGAAAGCAGCUAGAGCUUAUGAUCUUGCUGCACUAAAGUACUGGGGACCGUCGACAACCACUAAUUUCCCUAUCAGUAACUAUGAGAAGGAACUUGAAGAGAUGAAGCACAUGACAAGACAAGAAUUUGUGGCUGCCAUUAGAAGGAAAAGCAGUGGUUUCUCAAGAGGUGCAUCCAUGUAUCGUGGUGUUACCAGACAUCACCAGCAUGGAAGAUGGCAAGCAAGGAUUGGAAGGGUAGCAGGAAACAAAGAUCUUUACCUUGGAACUUUUAGCACUGAGGAAGAAGCAGCUGAAGCAUAUGACAUUGCAGCAAUCAAGUUCAGAGGACUCAACGCUGUCACCAACUUCGACAUGAGCCGUUAUGACGUCAAAGCCAUCCUGGAAAGCAACACUCUCCCCAUCGGAGGAGGCGCUGCUAAACGUCUAAAGGAGGCACAGGCACUUGAAUCCUCCAGGAAAAGAGAGGAAAUGAUAGCUCUGGGGUCAAGUUUCCAGUACGGAAGCUCCAGCUCCGGUAGGUUACAGCCGUAUCAUCUACUCCAGACUCCAUACGACCAACCCCAGCCUCUGCUCACUUUACAGAACCCAGAAAUGUCUCAGUACGGCCAAGACACGGCGUCAUUUCAUCACAACUAUAUUCAGACCCAGCUCCAACUGCACCAGCAAUCCGGAUCGUACCUGCAGCAAUCGGGUCAGAAUAAUUCGCAGUUUUACAGCAGUUAUCUACAGAGCAAUCCGGCGUUUCUUCAUGGGUUGAUGAACAUGGGGUCUUCUGUUGUGGACAAUAAUGGCGGUUCCAGUGGAAGUUACAGCGGAGGGUAUCUCGGGAACGGGAUUGGGAUCGGAACGAAUUCUACGGUGGGGAAUGCGGUUGGAUCCACCGAAGAGAUUGCACUUGUUAAGGUUGAUUACGAUACGCCUUCCGGCGGGUACGGCGGCUGGUCCGGUGAGUCGGUUCAGGGAUCCAAUACCGGCGUUUUUACAAUGUGGAAUGAAUGAAUGUUGGAGGUCUUGGGGGAAGAAUUUGGCUGCAGGAGAAACCGAAAAAAAAAAAAAAAGUAUUUAAAUUUUUAGUGAAAUGUUUAAAAUGCCAUCUUUAAGGCUUUUUUUUUUUCUUUAAUUCUGCAUUUGGAUAAUGUUCUUGACAUCUUUUUCGCUUAAAAGGAUUAGGACUUUUCUUGGACGUGGAAAAAAAAAUUUACUAACCUCAAAUUAUGUUAAUCGGAUCAAUAUGGGUUUUCAAUAACCUGAGUUUUGUAUU